AUGGCGGACGAUUUUGAGUCGCCAUGGGUGGAAAAGUAUCGUCCACUUGUGCUGGCGGAUGUCGUUGGUAAUCGUGAUACGAUUGCAAGUUUACAAGCAAUGGCUCGAGCCGGUAAUAUGACGAAUUUGAUUCUAUCAGGUCCGCCAGGUACGGGCAAAACCACAAGUAUCUUGUGUUUGGCACGCGAAUUGCUGGGACCAAGCGUAAAGCAGGCGGUAUUAGAACUCAAUGCAUCCGACGACCGCGGUAUUGAUACUGUACGUAACAAGAUCAAGAUGUUUGCACAACAGAAAGUGACACUUCCUCCUGGUCGUCAUAAGCUCGUGAUUCUGGACGAGGCAGACUCGAUGACGGCUGCGGCCCAGCAAGCACUACGACGGACGAUGGAGAUCUUUUCUGCUACUACGAGAUUUGCACUGGCCUGUAAUAACUCGACAAAGAUUAUUGAACCAAUUCAAAGUCGGUGUGCUAUUCUACGUUAUACGCGGCUACCGGAUGAGAUGCUACUGCGUCGACUACUGACAGUCUGUGAGCAGGAGAAUGUCGGGUACAAGGAAGAGGGACUGGCUGCUCUUAUCUUUACGGCUGAAGGAGAUAUGCGGAAUGCACUGAACAAUCUACAGGCUACAGCUAGUGGCUUUAAUUUUGUCAGUGAUGAGAAUGUGUUUAAGGUCUGUGAUCAGCCACAUCCGGCAGUUGUGAGGGAGAUCUUGAAUCAGUGUGCGAAGGGGGAAUUGGAUGGAGCAGAAAAUCAGGCGGUUGCGCUCUGGAAGAGCGGCUACUCGUCGCUGGAUAUCAUUGGGACCAUCUUUAGAGUGUGUAAAGCGCUGCCAAUGGAGGACGAGAAAUUGAAGCUUGAGUUUAUUAAACUCAUUGGAAUGACGCACAUGUGCAUCGCUGAUGGCGUUUCGAGUCUGUUACAGAUCCAUGGUCUUGUAGCACGGCUAUGCUCUGCAGCGUUGGCUGCGAAGACGAAAGGAUGA
Molecule: messenger RNA, 984 nt
Organism: Peronospora farinosa
Lineage: Eukaryota; Oomycota; Peronosporomycetes; Peronosporales; Peronosporaceae
Source: the annotation of a GenBank genome assembly